AUGGCUUCCGAUGAACAGGUCAAGACACUGAUUGCGGAAGCGAUCAAAGCCGAGACGCAGCUGGCGGGCGCAAUCUACAAUUCCGUCGUGGAAAGGAUUACAGAGCAACUCAGCACCGCGACCCUCCCAGGUGGGACCGUGCACGCAGCCGUCGAAGAGUCAGCCAAGCCCGGAGGCGCCGCCCACGCGUUGUUCACCAACGAGUACAACAGGGCGCUCACGGUCGACCCUGACAGUGUCGAGGCAGCCAGGGGGGCCAUCGAGAAGUCCGGGAACCCCGCAGCUAGCCUGCGGGGGUUGAGCGCGGCACACCCAGAGAACAAGGAGCUCGAGGCCCUAAAGACCCGCGUCGCGAUGAAGUACGCGGUUCGUACGAAAUGGAAACACUUGUGCCUCCCGGAGCGGGGCGGGCCCAGCGAGAAAUUCAGGUGCCACCUUGGAGAGCGAGCCGAAGCCGGCAAGGACCAGAACGUCCGCGCCCUCAGCCACUGCGUCUUGGUGCUCUACCAUCUAACGGAGAAGAGGUACACGUCUGCCCUCACCGGCACCCAGGCCAACGCUGCCCAAGCCGAGGCCCAGGGGACGAAGGCCAUGGAGCGGGUCUACGACGCCAGCAAGGACUUCGGCCUCGACUUGGUGUUCGGGGAGGUUGCGCUCCUGAGCGCGGCUGCCGGCCAGAGCCGCGCGAACGACCUGAAGCGACUCGGCGCCGACUCGCCGCAGUCUGCUUCGAAAGCGCGGCGCCUGGGUGACCCGUCGGGCACAGCCGCGCCCGCAGGCCACAACCAGAGCGGAGCGGCGGGGUCCGACCUCCGCGCCAGCUCCGGGGCGAGGGCUAACCGCUGGUCCAACGUUCCGGCGGCGGGCCCUCAGGCGGACCCGCCCCUGGCAGCUCCGGGGGCGCCGCCAGCCCCUGGUCGCAAGGAGCUGGCGCAACAGAUGAAAUCCAGCCCUGCCGCUGUCGCGCCGGGAAAGUCCGCGCAGUUUUUCCAGAAGUGGUUCGACGAUCGCUUCAGCUUGACACAGGCCGCCCUCCAAGCCAGCCGGGAGGCGUGCAAAAACUGGCUCUACAGCGGCAGAGGCGCUUUGGAGCGCACUUUUAAAGAGUGCCACGACACUUUCAAGAACAAGUGCGCCCUCCCGUGCCCGCGGUGUGUAGCCGCGGGCAGGCUGACGGGGAACGUGCACCAUUGGGCGCAGGAUUGCAAGUUUAGCUGA
This is a messenger RNA of Prorocentrum cordatum, 1218 nucleotides long. NCBI's taxonomy places the organism in Eukaryota, Dinophyceae, Prorocentrales, Prorocentraceae. The record is from the annotation of a GenBank genome assembly.